Fusarium redolens is the source of this 1427-nucleotide messenger RNA. RefSeq lists its product as uncharacterized. Bases 423 to 1277 code for a protein of 284 amino acids. Gene Ontology annotation, biological process: regulation of transcription by RNA polymerase II. The transcript has 2 exons. The record is from RefSeq and is a predicted model, not a curated record. Gene Ontology annotation, molecular function: DNA-binding transcription factor activity, RNA polymerase II-specific; RNA polymerase II cis-regulatory region sequence-specific DNA binding. Lineage: Eukaryota; Fungi; Ascomycota; Sordariomycetes; Hypocreales; Nectriaceae.
CGUUUUUAAAACUAGCUAUGAGCUUGAUGUUUCAAGAGUGUCUGCGAAUCUCAAGCAUGGUCUCUUCUUGGUCACGCGUUCUGAUAUCCUUUGACCUUAGCCUUCCUAUCACUCUUCGAGUCUGAGGAUAUAAAGGCAGUUACAAGAGCUCUAUUGCCAGCUACGUCAUGUCUUGCUUGGUAACUAUAUUCUAAAACGUGAUUCGUUUCGUUUGCAACGACGUAUGAGAACUCGUAUACUAUUUUCUUUUACCGCCGAUGCUUCUGGGUUUUACGACAUAUUUCUCCACAAACUCAGAUCCACCAUCACCUGCACAUUAAUCAUAACCACCGAUCAAUUUAAUACACUGCUGUAAAGUAGUUAAAACCAUUCUCUAGCAACUCUUACCAACAUUCCGGCAAUCAAUUGGACAACUUGGUCUCAUGAAAGACAAUUCACCUUUCGGGGACGAGUGCGUUUUCCAACCUCUCCCAGGGAAGCACUGGUGGCCGUCAGAUCAUACAAUCCCGCCUGGCAUAUCAGGAGACUGGAGGAGUACGGCAAAUGGCGUCCACACGGCGACUGCUCCUUUACUCGAUGGCUUCGUCUAUGGCUAUGAUGCCGACUCAAUAGAUUGUUGGAAUUGUAUCAGGCCCAUGAUCAACUCUACCUAUUGGUGGAACGGCCUUGAUUCUACCACGAAUUACGUGGCUCAGCAAUCAUCCUCUAAGCAUAUGGUUACCAAGGAAUUGCCUUCUACCCAGGGUUACUGGUAUCUCCCCUCAACAGCAAAGGAUGCGAGUCUGAAUCAGAAUUAUGGUUUCAACGACCUUUCGACCCGCAAAGCCUCUAGCCGAAGCCAUCUAGCGUACGAAAACCUUGAUUCAGAGCCAAAGAUAAAAAAACAGUCUACUAGUUGUCGCACGACGAAUACUAGCAGCAACAGCGUUUAUCCAGCCCAGAAGGACAACGAUCGCAUUCAAAGGGACCAAGAACGGAAUCGAAUCAGCGCCUAUAAGUUGCGUGUCAAGAAGAGGGAGUACGUAUCAAGACUUGAGUCUCGGACACAGGAACUAGAGCGUGUUCACCGCGAGCUUUCCACUUGCGUAGCUAACUUAUCCCUUGAGGUAUAUGAGCUGAAGAUGCAAAUUCUACAGCAGUCAGGGUGCAACUGCGAUCUGAUGCGGAACUACAUCGCCCAUGAAUCCCAGCGAUGCAUGCAAGCGUUGGUAGAGGAGCCGCAGUCAGCAGUCUCGUUUUUGCAGGUAGAGGCCCCCAUGCGAUGCGAGCAAAAGUAAUGCAGGAUUAUAACGGGUAUACGGAAGAUGCCGCGGAGAUCCGCCAGCCACUCGAAAUUUAUAGAGACGAGGGAUGUCAGAAAAAUGUCGAACCAACAAGUGGCGGCGGGCUGGAGAGCUACAGAAUGCAAAUUUCUUUUUCCUUGCCUA